AUGGGAUUCCUCCCAGGGCGAUUCGCGGGAGAGUUUCGAGAGAAUGCCAUGCUGGAGCAUCUUCUCCUUCACUACUAUUGUCUCCGGAUUUGCCCCAACCAUGCGAUGCGAGCGCUCCAUUUCAUCCCCGAGAAGAGCACUGUGUCAUGGAACGCUGUGAUAAAUGGCAACUCACAAGUCGGCCAGCAACACACUGCCCAAGCUUUGUUCGAUCACUCCUGCGAUAGAAACGAUCUGACGUGGACUUUUUUGAUAGCUGGACAUGCCCAGAAUGGGCAUAUGGAGCAGGCAGUAGUGAUAAAUCUCUGCUCGUGGAAUGCUAUUGUACAAGCUUAUGCCUUAAGUGGGCUUUUUGAGACAGCGAACCUUCUCUUUGAAAGAAUGCUGGGAAGAAGUGCCGUGGCUUACACCGACCUGUUACUAAGUUGUUGCACGAAUGGAAAGCUCAUCGAAUUGAAGCAGUUGUUUGAUGAGAUGCCUCAUUCGAAGUGCAUGCUCAUGGCCUACGCUCAGGACAAGGCCAAACAAACCUUCAACAAGGCAGCCCAGCAUGACGUGGUUACCAUGGUCCUAACUUUCUCUUACCACGGCAUCUCCGGUGAUCUUGGGACAGACGCAGUCGGACUGGGCGGCCCUCACGAACUUACAGCACUUGGAAGACGGUUUAGGCUAGACGAGGCAACCAAUCUCUUCAAGAACUUGGUCGACCAUGCGUUAUUAGAGGAUGAGAGGAUUCUCCAGAACCUGGCGGCUGGCAGCUGGGUUCUCCAGAACCUGGUAGCUGUCAGCCACGUUCUCCAGAAUGUGGUUAACAACAGUAAAAUUCUCACAGAGAACCUGACUCAAUCCGACGGCUACCAACAGCUGGAUCAAGUUAACGGGCGAGCCACAGCCCGUUAA
Molecule: messenger RNA, 900 nt
Organism: Selaginella moellendorffii
Lineage: Eukaryota; Viridiplantae; Streptophyta; Lycopodiopsida; Selaginellales; Selaginellaceae
Product: pentatricopeptide repeat-containing protein At4g02750
Exons: 3
Coding region: 1-900 (299 amino acids)
Biological process (GO): RNA modification
Molecular function (GO): RNA binding; protein binding
Source: RefSeq, a predicted model, not a curated record